AUGCGGACUUGCGAUUUCAAAGAUGAGAACAACAUUUCCUUUAAAAUCCCUUCGUUGUUGCAGAAUCGGUUAAGACACUCUCUUCAAACAAUCUAUCUAUCUAUCUAUCUAUCUAUCUAUCUAUCUAUCUAUCUAUCCCAGUUUAUUCAUAUCUAUCUAUAUAUCUAUAAAAGCCUUUUCAUUAUUUCUUUAUCUAUCUCAGUCUAUUCAUAUCUGUCUAUCUAUCUUUCUAUCUAUCUCAAUCUAAGUCUGUUCAAUCUAUCUGCCUGUCUAUCUAUCUAUCUCAUUUUGCCUAUAUCUAUCUAUGUUCAUAUCUAUCUAUGCAUCUACCUUUCUCAGUUUAUUGAUAUAUAUCUAUAUAUCUAUAAAAGCCUUUUCAUUAUCUCUCUAUCUUUCUCAGUCUAUUCAUAUCUAUCUAUCUAUCUACCUAUCUAUCUAUCUAUCUAUCUAUCUAUCUCAUUCAGUUCCUAUCUAUUUAUUUCAUUCUGUUCCUAUCUAUCUAUCUAUCUAUCUCAUUCAGUUCCUAUCUAUUUAUUUCAUCCUGUUCCUAUCUAUCUAUCUAUCUAUCUAUCUAUCUAUCUCAUUCAGUUCCUAUCUAUUUAUUUCAUCCUGUUCCUAUCUAUCUAUCUAUCUAUCUCAUUCAGUUCCUAUCUAUUUAUUUCAUUCUGUUCCUAUCUAUCUAUCUAUCUAUCUAUCUCAUUCAGUUCCUAUCUAUUUAUUUCAUCCUGUUCCUAUCUAUCUAUCUAUCUAUCUCAUUCAGUUCCUAUCUAUUUAUUUCAUUCUGUUUCCUAUCUAUCUAUCUAUCUAUCUAUCUCAUUUCAUUUCAGUUCCUAUCUAUUUAUUUCAUUCUGUUCCUAUCUAUCUAUCUAUCUAUCUAUCAUUCAUCUUCCUAUCUAUUUAUUUCAUCCAGUUCCUAUCUAUUUAUCUAUCCUAUCUAUCUAUCUCAUUCAUUCAGUUCCUAUCUAUUUAUUUCAUCCUGUUCCUAUCUAUCUAUAUCUAUCUCAUUCAGUUCCUAUCUAUUUAUUUCAUUCUGUUCCUAUCUAUCUAUCUAUCUAUCUCAUUCAGUUCCUAUCUAUUUAUUUCAUUCUGUUCCUAUCUAUCUAUCUAUCUAUCUAUCUCAUUCAGUUCCUAUCUAUUUAUUUCAUCCUGUUCCUAUCUAUCUAUCUAUCUAUCUAUCUCAUUCAGUUCCUAUCUAUUUAUUUCAUUCUGUUCCUAUCUAUCUAUCUAUCUAUCUCAUUCAGUUCCUAUCUAUUUAUUUCAUUCUGUUCCUAUCUAUCUAUCUAUCUAUCUCAUUCAGUUCCUAUCUAUUUAUUUCAUCCUGUUCCUAUCUAUCUAUCUAUCUAUCUAUCUAUCUAUCUAUCUAUCUAUCUACCUAUCUAUCUAUCUAUCUAUCUAUCUAUCUCAGUCUGUUCAUAUCUAUCUAAGUCUGUUAAAUUUUUCUAUCUAUCUGUCUGUCUGUCUAUCUAUUUAUCUAUGUUCAUAUCUAUCUAUAUAUGUAAUAUCUCGCCAAUACACAAUUUUUACCAAUUGUAG
Acanthosepion pharaonis is the source of this 1533-nucleotide messenger RNA. Lineage: Eukaryota; Metazoa; Mollusca; Cephalopoda; Sepiida; Sepiidae. The record is from the annotation of a GenBank genome assembly.